Linum tenue is the source of this 275-nucleotide messenger RNA. NCBI's taxonomy places the organism in Eukaryota, Viridiplantae, Streptophyta, Magnoliopsida, Malpighiales, Linaceae. The record is from the annotation of a GenBank genome assembly.
UUCAACUGAUCUCAUGAUUGCCCAAAAUGGGCCUUCAUUUCUUGAUGAGUUUCAACACUCAGUCUGGUUGUGGGGUGGUCAGAAAAUCAGAGAGAUGGCAAGCAGACAAGCCAGCCAGCUUGUUCAUUUGUUGGAUAUUGGCAACAAAACCAGAGUGGGCCAACAAAAGCAGAGUGGAAUUGCAGAUAGGUUUGAAAUGAUUCAAUCACACUACUGAACUAAGGGGUGCUUUGGAACUUUGAUUAUGAUUCCCAAAAUGGUGUACUGUAAGAAUG